Messenger RNA from Humulus lupulus (European hop), 1769 nucleotides. Its product is annotated as tryptophan aminotransferase-related protein 4-like. Bases 30 to 1538 code for a protein of 502 amino acids. NCBI's taxonomy places the organism in Eukaryota, Viridiplantae, Streptophyta, Magnoliopsida, Rosales, Cannabaceae. Gene Ontology annotation, biological process: amino acid metabolic process. The record is from RefSeq and is a predicted model, not a curated record. Gene Ontology annotation, molecular function: carbon-sulfur lyase activity; transaminase activity. The transcript is spliced from 5 exons.
UAUCAAACGCAAAUUCUUUUUUUUCCCAUAUGUUGGGCCAUAAUAAUAAUAAUAAUAACAAGAGAGAGAAAGAGCUUUUGAUAAGAGAUCAUAUGGAAAAUAAUAAUAAGGCUACAAAGAACUUACCAAUAUUGUUUUUAUUGGUAUGUUCUUUAACUCUAAAUGUUUUGUUUAUGUUUAAGAGAGUGAGAGUAGUUUUUGAUGAUGAAAAAAGUAGUGGUGAUGAGCUGAGUUGGAGUAGAAGGGCGGCAAGGGAAGCUGAGAGAGUGGCAGCCAUCUCAUGCUCCGGCCAUGGAAGAGCUUACAUCGAUAGCAGCUUGGUCGUUGAAGAAGAAGAAGGACCUGUUUGUGAGUGCAAUUCUUGCUAUUGGGGCUUUCACUGUGAAAACUUCCUUCCUUCUUGUCCUGCAAAUGCCCAAAGCGGAGAUCCAUUAUUCUUGGAGCCAUUUUGGAUGGAAAAUGCAGGCAGCAGUGCAAUGUUGGUGGCUGGUUGGCACAGAAUGAGUUACACCUUCAACCAAUCAGGUUUCAUGUCCAAACAGCUUGAGGCUCGAAUUCGCCAAAUGCAUGCCAUUGUUGGAAAUGCAGUGACUGAGGGAAAAUACAUUAUUUUUGGAACUGGCUCAGCACAGCUUAUCAAUGCUGCUGUUCAUGCCCUUUCACCUCAUAAUAAUUCUUCUAAUUCUCCUUCUAUAGUUGUACCUAUAAUCCCUUAUUACCCGCUUUACAAAUUGCAAACAGAGUAUUUUCAAGAGGUCAAUUACAAAUUUGAAGAUGAUUCAACUUUGUGGAUGAACAAGAUGAACAACUACUCUAAUGAUAACAAUACUAAUACUAUCAAUCUAAUUGAAAUAGUAACCUCACCAAACAAUCCUGAUGGGCAACUCAAUCGUGCUCGUCUUCAACACCCAAUGGCCAAAGCUAUUUACGAUCGAGUCUAUUAUUGGCCACAUUUCACUGCAAUUUCUACUCCAGUUGAUGAUGAUAUUAUGCUCUUUUCACUUUCCAAGCUGACUGGCCAUGCAGGCAGUAGAUUUGGAUGGGCAGUGGUGAAGGAUGAGACUGUGUUCACAAGAAUGAGUAAACACUUGAGUGUGAACACCAUGGGAGCUUCACAUGAGUCUCAGUUACGAGCUCUACAUCUUAUGGAAGUAAUUAUUGAAGGGAAAGAAGGGGAGACAGUAUUUGAUUUUGGAUAUAAAACAAUGAGAAAUCGUUGGGAAAAAUUGAACGAGAUCAUAUCUGUCUCUAAACGCUUUUCCCUUCAGAAAUUAGAAUCUCAAUACUGUAAUUUCUUCCACAAAAUUAGAGCACCUUCACCAGCUUAUGCAUGGUUGAAGUGCCUAAGAAAAGAAGAAGAAAAAGACUGCUCUGCAGUUCUCACUGCAGCAAAUAUAAAUGGCCGCAGUGGAAGCACUUAUGGCGAUGAAGACAAGUAUGUACGACUUAGCCUCGUACGGACCCAGGAUGACUUUGAUAAUCUACUCAGCCGACUCAAGAUUUUAAUCUCAGAAGAAGACAGUGCCAAAUCUAUUUGACUCUUCUGUUUAUCUUUAGUAUAUUCACAAAUCAAGAAAGAUCAUACCUUGUGAUCUUUUCUUCGUUAUUAAAAUUAAGGUUCAUAGUUUAUGAACUGUUGGUAUUUCAAUAUUCAAAAUUUGUCAAAAGGACCAAGAAUCUCGGUCUCAGUUGAACUUGUCCACAGUUGUAUUUAUCAUCAAACUCUUUUAAUUGUUUUUAGAAUUUGGAAAUAAAUUAAAUUUAAACCA